Molecule: messenger RNA, 1993 nt
Organism: Spinacia oleracea (spinach)
Lineage: Eukaryota; Viridiplantae; Streptophyta; Magnoliopsida; Caryophyllales; Amaranthaceae
Product: serine carboxypeptidase-like 34
Exons: 10
Coding region: 170-1639 (489 amino acids)
Biological process (GO): proteolysis
Cellular component (GO): vacuole
Molecular function (GO): serine-type carboxypeptidase activity
Source: RefSeq, a predicted model, not a curated record
AACUACUAAUAAGAUCCAACAAAAAGAAGAAUUCAAAAAGUGCAAAUAUUAGGUACAUAACUUAAACUGCAACAUUACACUUUGUCUUACAAAAAGACUCCCUUUUGUGAUCAUUAAAAACAUCAUUUCCUCAAAUAUAUUGAAGUCUUAAGAAUUUAAACAAGCAAACAUGAUCAUGAACCAUUGUUUGCUAUGGCUGCUGCUGGCUGCAAGCGCCGCCGUGUUUAUUUCUCCGGCGAGUUCUCGGCCGUCAUCGUCGGGCUUCCUAAGCCCGAAAAUAAAGGAAGAGCAAAGGGCAGACUUUGUGAAGAGGGUUCCAGGGCAGCCAAAGGUGAGUUUUAAGCAGUAUGCAGGGUAUGUGACUGUUAAUGCUACUCAUGGUAAGGCACUAUUUUAUUGGUUCUUUCAAGCUGUUGAUGAACCUGCCAAAAAGCCUGUGCUCCUUUGGCUUAAUGGAGGGCCAGGCUGCUCUUCAAUUGGGUAUGGAGAAUCAGAAGAGUUGGGCCCUUUUUCUCCUCAAAAGGGCAGCAAGCCCAAACUAAAGCUCAAUAAGUACUCUUGGAAUAAAGCCGCCAAUCUUCUGUUUCUGGAAUCUCCUGUUGGUGUUGGAUUUUCUUACACUAAUACUAGCAGCGACAUAAGUGAACUUGGUGACACAAUUGCAGCCAGGGAUGCAUAUAACUUUCUAGUAGGUUGGUACAGAAGAUUCCCACAGUUUAAGUCCCAUGAAUUUUAUCUUUCCGGAGAAAGUUAUGCAGGCCAUUAUGUUCCCCAACUUGCCAAGCUCAUUCUCGACAGCAAUAAGAUUGCUGCAAAGAAAGAUCAGAUCAAGUUGAAAGGUUUCAUGAUUGGAAAUGCACUGUUAGAUGACGAUACUGAUCAGAGAGGGAUGGUUGAGUAUGCAUGGAAUCAUGCUGUGAUAUCAGAUCGUGUUUACAGUGAUCUGAAGAAAAACUGUGACUUCAGUAAGAAGAAUCUGACAACAUUGUGCAACAAGGCCUUAACUCAGUACUUUUCUGAGUAUAGACUGAUAGAUAUAUACAGCUUGUACUCUCCAAUAUGUGUCGAAAACCAGACAAGUAUUGACACAAGGAACACUCAGCCUCCUGUAAUUGAUGGCAUUUCUCCUAGACUGUUUUCCAGAUUUGAAGGGUGGCUGAAAAGACCAGCAGCAGGGUAUGAUCCAUGUGCAUCAGGCUACACAGAUGUUUAUAUGAAUAGACCGGAUGUUCAAGCUGCGUUACAUGCUAAUAUUACUAAACUUCCGUAUCCAUGGACUCACUGCAGUAACAAUAUCACUUCUUGGAGUGAUUCUCCAUCCUCGAUACUUCCUACUAUAAGAGAGCUUAUAGACAAGGGUCUUCGCAUAUGGAUAUACAGUGGCGAUACAGAUGGGAGAAUUCCGGUAACAUCAACAAGAUACACUCUUAGAAAAGUCGGGCUUAAAACAGUUCAAGAAUGGACAGCAUGGUAUACCAACUCACAGGUUGGAGGAUGGACAAUCCAGUACGAAGGCUUGAUGUUUGUGACAGUAAGAGGUGCAGGGCAUCAAGUUCCAACAACUAAGCCAAGACAGGCUUUGCAGUUGAUCAACCACUUCUUAGCCGGUAAAAAACUACCAGAUGUUCCGCCUUCGUGAAGGAAUCGAUGAUGUGAAUAUUAUGAUACGGUUUACCUAAUACGGGUGUAUUGUAUGGUGUUUAGUUCCAUUCACCAUAGUCUUUUUGUUCUCUUCUAAGCUUAUAGGAGUUAUAACGUAACUUACACCAAAUGUGAGAGUGAGAAUAUAAAUAUUCAUCAUUGUAUUAUAGAAAUUAAAUUUGAUUUGUAGAACAAUUUUUUGGUAGAAAUGUGCAGAUAAAAGGGAUCAAUAUCUUUAGAAUUUGAUGUAUCCAGGUUUGCAGAAUUUGUUUCAGCAUUUUGUGAACAUCAACUAGCUUAGUUUGUUCCGAAUAUUUACUCUUUGCGGCAGUUGCUUUUGGACUGUAAUGAA